Messenger RNA from Nanorana parkeri, 3259 nucleotides. It is a transcript of the gene ELN, whose product is annotated as elastin. The coding region runs from base 59 to 2842 and encodes 927 amino acids. NCBI's taxonomy places the organism in Eukaryota, Metazoa, Chordata, Amphibia, Anura, Dicroglossidae. Gene Ontology annotation, molecular function: extracellular matrix structural constituent. The transcript is spliced from 39 exons. The record is from RefSeq and is a predicted model, not a curated record.
UGAGCUGAGCGGCGGGAUAAAACCCAGCAUGUGUGAAGGGACGGGGGCAUUGUGAGACAUGGAGAGCAUACGGCCUGCCGCUCCACUGCGGAGCAUUAUCCUGCUGCUCGCCUUCUGCCAAAGUACCCUGCAAGGAGGUGUUCCUGGUGCAGGAGUAGCUGGCGUAGGUGGUCAAUACUAUCCAGCAGGAGGCGCUGGGGCAUAUCCAGGGGCUGGAGUGGGAGCCGGAGGAAUACCACAGGGAGGAGUAGGAGGACUAGGAGCAGGAGGACUCGGAGGAGCAGGGUUAUAUCCCGGAGGAAAACCACCCAAACCAGGUGUUGGAGCUCUUGGUGCAGGAGGUCUUGGAGCUGGUGGCGUAGGAGCUGGUGGCGUAGGAGCUGGUGGCUAUGGAACUGGAGGCCUAGGAGCUGGUGGCUAUGGAACUGGAGGCCUAGGAGCUGGUAGCUUAGGAGCUGGCGGCUAUGGAGCUGGCGGCUAUGGAGCUGGCGGCUAUGGAGCUGGUGGCAAGCCACCAAAACCAGGUUAUGGACCAGGAGGCCUUGGAACUGGUGCAGGUGGGUUUGGUGGAGUUGGCGGUGUUGGUGGAGUUGGUGGUGUGGGUGCUGGCGGACUGGUACCAGGAGGCGUUGGUGCUGGUGUUAAACCAGGAAAAGGACCAGGUGCAGGGAUCCCUGGCUUGUACCCUGGGGGAGUAGUACAAGGAGGCGCAGGGGGAGUACCUGGUGGAUUUCCAGGCGGUGUAAUCCCAGGUGCAGGUGGAGCUGUACCAGGUUUGACUACAGGAGCCGUCAUUCCACAAACUGGUAUCCAGCCAGGAGCUGGCGGAAAACCCGGAAAACUUCCAGGUGCUGGAAUUCCCGGGACCUUUCCUGGAGGAGGAGUGCUGCCUGGAUCAGGUGUGAGAUACCCAGGAGUUGGUGUUCUUCCUGGAGUGGCAACAGGGAAUGGAGUGAAGCAGAAACCUCAAGCUGGUGGUGGAGCUUUGGGUGGAAUACCUGGCUUUGGUGGAUUUGGUGGACAGCAGCCUGGUGUACCUCUAGGGUAUCCUAUUAAAGCACCUAAGCUACCAGGAGGAUAUGGGGUUCCGUAUACGUCAGGAGGACCUGGAGGUUAUGGUGCUGGUGCUUUGGGAGCUGGUGGCAAAGCUGGAUAUCCUACAGGAACUGGAGUAGGCGCUCAGGCAGCAGCCGCUAAAGCUGCAGCUAAGGCCGCAAAAUAUGGUGUAGCUGGAGGUGGAGGUAUACCUGUCGUUGGACCUGGAGUUGGUGGCAUCCCUGGUGCUGUGCCAGGUUUGGGCCCUGGAGGUGGAGCUGUUCCUGGUGUCGUGCCUGGUCUUUACCCUGGAGCUUUGCCUGGGGGUGGUGCACUGCCCGGAGCUGGAAUACCUCAAUAUGGAGUUCAGACUGGUGGCAAACCUCCUAAGUAUGGUGUGCCUGGUGUUGGGGGUGUUUCUGGAGUAGGUGGUGGAGUAGGCGUUGGUGGCAUUCCUGGAGUUGGUGGCAUUCCCGGAUAUGGCGGCAUUCCCGGAUAUGGUGGCAUUCCCGGAUAUGGUGGCAUUCCCGGAUAUGGUGGCGUUCCUGGAGUUGGUGGUGUUCCUGGAGUUGGUGCUGGUGCUAAGCCACCUAAACCUGGAGUUGGAGGUGUUGGACCAGGUGGCCUGCCAGUUGGAGUUGGAGGAGUUGGACCAGGUGGCCUGCCAGUUGGAGGUGUUGGCGGUGUAGGAGCUAAGCCCCCUAAGCCAGGAGUUGGCAUUGGUGGAUUACCAGGAGUUGGAGGAUUACCAGGAGUUGGAGUUGGUGGAUUACCAGGAGUUGGAGUCGGUGGAGUACCAGGAGGAGGAACGUACCCAGCAGGAGGGAAGCCACCUAAACCUGGUUAUGGAGCAGGAUAUGGAACUGGAUUGUAUGGUGGAGGCGGAGUAGGACCUGGUGGUGGACUAGUUCCUGGUGGUGGAUUAGUACCUGGAGCUGGACUUGGAGCUGGUGGUGGACUGCUACCUGGAGCUGGCCUUGGUGCUGGUGGUGUAGGUGGCGUGGGAGCAGGUGCAGGCGGCAAACCCCCCAAACCAGGUUACGGCCCUGGAGCUGGUCUAGGUGCAGGCGCUGGAUAUGGUGGUCCAGGUGCUGGUCUUGGUGGUCUAGGAGCUGGCGGUGGACUUGGUGGUCUUGGAGCUGGAGGAGUUCCUGGAGCAGGAGCAGGAGGAAAACCACCUAAGCCCGGUUAUGGACCUGGAGCUGGUGCAGGAACUGGAGGCGGUUUUGGACCUGGAGGUGGAUAUGGACCAGGAGCAGGAGGUGGAUUUAGACCAGGAGCUGGAGUUGGACCUGGAGCUGGACUUGGACCAGGUGGAAUAGGAGGUGCAGGCCUAUACCCAGGAGCUGGAGGCAAGCCACCUAAGCCAGGAUAUGGUGCCGGUCAAGUAGCAGGUGUCGGUGGUGCUGGUUAUGGACCUGGAGCUGGAGCUGGUUAUGGCCCUGGUGCUGGAGCUGGUUUUGGACCUGGAGCUGGUUAUGGCCCUGGUGCUGGAGCUGGUUAUGGCCCUGGUGCUGGAGCUGGUUAUGGCCCUGGUGCUGGAGCUGGUUAUGGCCCUGGUGCUGGAGCUGGUUAUGGCCCUGGAGGAUUAGGAGGAGGUGCAUACCCAGGAGGCAAACCACCUAAGCCAGGUUAUGGAGCUGGUUAUGGAGCUGGUGCUAGUUUAGGUCCAGGAGCAUUAGGAGGAGCUGGAUUUGGAGGAGCUGGAGCCGGACAGCCAUUAGGAGCCCAAAAACCAGCCAAAUCCUACUACAGAGGUGGUGGUCUUUGUGGCCAAGGGAAGUACUGUGGCAGGCGGAGAAAAUAACCAGUCAGAGAGCUACGAGUAACCUCAUCAACUAUGGUGCUACUGCAUGGUGUGAAUGUAAAAGGAUUCAAGUAUCCCCCCUGUUUUUUCCACCCUCAAAUCCAUUCUCUCAAUUCCUUCCCCACCCUUCCAUCCUCCUGCCCCUUGAACGUCCACCUGUAUACAAUGAGUCAGGCAGCUACACUUUAUGCCAUGAGCCUGCAGUCUGACAUUAAUAAAAUGUCAGGCAAACAUAUACACACAAGUUGAUACUGUAUGAAUAUGUCUGUAAUGUGUGUAUGUGUACGUGCCAAUAAAUCAGAACACAAUCUAUGAAUGCACAUUAAGAAAUCUACGGAAUUGUGCAUACUUGUAUACAGUACACUCAUCAACAAGUAUGGACAUACAUGCACUAUAUAUAUAAAUAUAUUUAAAGUA